ACUGGAUAGCCCGCAGCUCCGGAGCAUUUGUGCACGAUUCAUUUCGAAUUGCAGCAGCAUGAGCACAUUGAAUUGAAAACAUUCCAGUAAUUCGCAAGAAGGUAUACAUAUUUUCUGCGCGUAUCUGUCCCAUUUGAGUUAAAUCGCUGUUAAAAGGCAUUGUCUCGGGUUGAAACGAUUGGAAUGAUUUCUCCUGGAAAUGAGAUAUAACAUAUAUUGCCUGGUGAAAUACCAACUGUUUUGCUGUUUGUUCUCCCGCUGGAAUCUUGUUUCUGGGCAGAUUCGAUAUUCUGUUCCUGAGGAAUUGCAACUGGGCGCCUUUGUUGGGAAUAUCGCCAUUGAUUUGGGGUUAGAUUUAAAGGAGCUGUCGGCUCGCAGCUUACGGGUGGCGCCCAGUCCGAGGAAACUGUAUGUUGACGUAAAUUUGGAGAAUGGAAUUUUAUUUGUGAAUGAAAGAAUGGACAGGGAAAAACUUUGCGGGUCGUUCACCGAAUGCGUUUUAUCCUUCAACGUUGUGCUUGAAAAUCCCCUCAGUCUGCACCAGGUGGAAGUGGAGAUUCUCGAUGUAAAUGACAACGCUCCCACUUUCUCCAAAAGCCAGAUCCGCCUGGAAAUCUCCGAAAUUAUUGUACCGGGAGCGCGGUUCCCCCUCGAAGCCGCAAACGACCCGGACAUUGGAACUAACACUUUGCAGACAUACCAGCUACAUCCAAAUGAAUAUUUCAUUCUUGAUGUACAAGAACGCAGUGGGAUAGGAAAGUUGCCGGUGUUGGUGCUUCAGAGUCCUUUAGAUCGAGAAACAGUAACAAGUCACGAGUUAACACUUUUAGCCGAAGACGGCGGAGUCCCUGUGAGAUCGGGGAAGGUCUGGGUAAUAAUCGCAGUGAAGGAUGCGAACGACAACUCUCCUGUUUUCUCGCAGUCGGUUUAUAGGGUGAGUUUGUUGGAAUCAGCUCCCUUCCGAUCCUUGAUCAUUACAUUAAACGCCACUGACUUGGACGAUGGACCCAAUGGAGACAUAACGUACUCGAUCAGUAGCCAUAGUUCGAAAAAUGUUCUUGAAAUGUUUAGCAUCGAUUCCAAAACUGGUGAAAUCAGACUGAAAGGGCACUUAGACUAUGAACAAAGCAAAUUGUUUGAGAUUAAUAUACAAGCGGUCGAUAAUGGUCCUGACGCAAUGCCCCAGCACUGUGAUGUGCUGGUGAAUGUUAUGGAUGUGAAUGAUAACUCUCCUGACUUAACGUCAACAUCUACGUCAAGUACAGUGCCAGAAGAUGUCUCAAUUGGAACGGUAGUGGCACUGCUAAGCGUAGAUGACAAAGAUUCUGGACAAAAUGGGCACGUACAAUGUGAAAUUUCAAAUAAACUGCCAUUUAGGCUGGAUUUGUCUGUGGAAAACUUUUAUAAACUACUUAUACAGCAACCGCUGGAUCGCGAAACUACCUCCAGGUAUGAUAUCACCAUAACAUGCACGGAUGCAGGGUACCCCAGUCUUACAUCAACGGAAAUGAUUCGUAUAGAUGUUACAGAUGUAAAUGACAACGCACCAAGGUUUAUGCAGGCGGUACACACGGUGCACGUCAUGGAGAACAACGUUAUUGGGGCUUCCAUAUACUCCUUGACUGCUUUUGACCCAGAUAAAGGACAAAACGCCCGAAUGAACUUUUCCAUCCUGCCAUCUCAGGUUCAGGACUCUUCCAUUGCCUCUUAUAUCUCCAUCAACUCACAGAGCGGUGUCAUAUUUGCGCAGAAAUCUUUUGACUACGAGAAACUGAAAGAUUUUAAAAUUCACGUUCGGGUGCAGGAUUCUGGACUCCCACCUCUCACCAGUAACGCUUCUGUAGCUAUUGUUAUCCUUGAUCAGAACGAUAAUGCCCCAGUGAUCGUGAAUCCUUUGCCCCAAUAUGGAUCAACAGCAAUGGAGACAAUAUCCAGGUUUGCAGAACCUGGAUACCUGGUUUUCAAGGUAUCGGCUAUUGACGCCGACGCUGGUCAAAAUGCCCGUCUGACUUAUCACAUUUUUCAGGCUACUCAUCGCGAUCUCUUCACUAUUUCAGCUGACACGGGGGAAAUUUGGACUAUCCGUGGCAUUGAGAGCAAGGAUGCCUCCAAACAAAGGCUGGUGAUUAUGGUAACAGAUAAUGGAUCGCCAUCUCUCUCUGCAACCGUGACCAUAGAAUUAUCUGUGAAGAGGAGUGAAACGAUCUCCAGUACCACCAGUUUAUUUAAAAAUGAUGAUUUCACUCCCUAUCGGAACUUUUCCUUAGUCAUAGCCUUAGGGAUAACGUCUAUCAUUUUCCUCGUGAUUUUAAUUAUCCUUGCUGUUAAGGUUCAUAAAAGCAGAAAUGGUGUGGGAUGCCAAUACAGUUCUCAGAAUACUUGUUGCUGUUUGGAAUCAAGAAAUUCUCUGAAUGGAAUUCAAAAGGCCAGUCGAAGCCUUCAGAUACCCCCGAACUAUGUUGAGGUAUUUGGGGGUGAUCCACUUUCCCAGAGUUUCCGUUACGAGUCCUGUUCAACAUUGCAGUCCGUGAAGAGGGACUUCACGACCCCUCAAGCGUGUGGACUAUCUACAGCAAUGCAUUAUAACCCGAAGAAACCUGCUGGGAAAGAAAAUCCAGGAAUGAUAAAGCCCGAGGUGUCCAAUUACAGUGUAACUACUGAGGUGAAACAACCAAAUACUGACUGGCGCUUGUCACAGACUCACAGAGCCGAGCUAAACAGUUCCCAGUACCUGGAGGAGGAAGGCGUACAACGUGAAAUACAAUGCGAAGUUCAGCGCGAGGUCCAGCGGGACGUGCAGCGUGAAGUACCACGUGAUGUGCAGUGUGAUGUGCCGCGUAACGUUCAACGCGACCUACAGCGCGAUGUACACUGUGACGUGCAGCACGUUGCUGAAAAUGAUCCCGGCGGACCAAGGAAACCGAUGUGUGCAAGACCUCCAGCUAUCCCAGCCGGUAGAGAUGGGUGGACAUUACCACGGACAGCUCCACGAAUGCAGCUACAGAUGACGCUAGGCACUCACGUACCAGGGACCUUGCGAAGUCAGUACCUCUUCCCCCGAGAGCCUUGUACGCCAGGAGCACGUAUCAGUAAUUCAAACGUGGAGUUCAGUGCUUUCCCUAUUGGCAGUCUCCAUUGUCCUUGGGCUGCAAACCAGACACGAGAUCAUAGAGGCCUCACCCAUCCGGGCAGCCGGAGACCAGAGUUGGACACCGAGGCUUGCGGUGAAAUUCCCUGCUCACCAUCAAGCCUCCGACUAUCUACACAACGUCUACAUUCCCGGGACCACCACCACGCUCUCCGGCAAGUCAACAACUGAGCGUGAAGGGAAGAAAUCUUUCAUUACUUUUGGGAAGAAGAAAAAGACCGGUAAAUAAAGAGAAGAGGGAGCAGAGUAAAAUUUCAAAAAUUAUGGAAAUCAUAAAAUGGAGCUGCAUGACAGAAGCACGUCUUUUUAAAAAAAUGCUAAAUGUCACUUCAAAAAAAAUCACUGGGCCAAAGCAAGCCCUUUGCUGCACUAAGUAUUAGUUUGAAAGGGAAUGGAUUUUUUUAAAUUGAUCUUCAAUAAUAAUGUUCAAAAUUCUUUGCAAUCCUCAAGUAUUACAAAGGAAGUGUGGCAAUUAAUGUCAAGCACAUGCUCAGUUGUUUAAGAUGGUCUCGAUCGCCUGAAGAUAUUAUUCAUUAGGUUUACUUGGUAUUAUCCUUUGCCAGCUCAGAAUUAAAAGCAACCAGCUCCAGACUUUGAGAUAGUAUUCUGGGUAUCACGCCACAUGGAACUUGUCAGUGAUUAUAUUUUUCUUUUCUAAAGCACCAGGGAAGAAAUAAAGUUGUUAUUAGGACAAUGAUACUGACUCUUGUCAGUCUCAAGCAUUGACUUGAUCAAGGGCUCCUUUCAGGAAUGGGGUACUGAGGACCAAUGGGAGGUUUAUUCCAGACCUCACUAUCAUUCCUCACAAAGCUUCUUAAGCUUUCUUCUUAAGCUUCCCAAAUUUAUUUCUGCUAGAGUGAUUGAUAGGACCUGCUGUUGCCUCUAAAUUGAAUUCCUUUGCCAUUUCUUUCUGAAGUUUAAGAGGAAAUUGGCUGGGAUGGUUGAAAACAGCAGUCUGAAGAUAUAUAAAAGUAACUUUUCCAGGGACAUCAGAUGAGACUGCAAUGGCAUUGGGCCACAUUAUUAGGAUGACUGGCACAGACUAUCUUGCUCCAUCUUAAAUGAAUUAAUACCAGUGAAAAGAGAAAUAUUCCAACUUGCAUCACUGAGAAAUUGUGCCUUUCCUGGAGGAAGAAUGUAUCAAAAUUUAAUCCCCAAUUAUGGAGGGACACUACAGAAACAUUUAAAGAAAACCCAUUCCCUUCUUCAAACAUCUGUUACACACACGCGAGCAGCCACAAUUUAAGUUCGGUCAUUGUCUCGUGUCUCCAUUUAUUCAGUCCAAAAUGUCACGCAGCCUUAACAUAGAUUAAGGAACAUGUUAAGAGUCCACUUUCUCAUUGUGCAUGUAUAUCACACUGAGGGUUAUCGCUUGCAUCACAUUUUCUGUAAAUUAUUCACUGUUUAACACCCCGCAUUUAGCUUUGGGAGGGGUGCGGCAGAUCAGAAAAGAGAGGAAAAAAAGCAAGUGAGAAAAUAAUUGGUGCCAGUUUUCCACCAAUAGUUGCGUCGGGUAUCGUUCAGAACCUGCAGAUGGAUACUGAUAGCAUCUGGCCAAGUAUAAGAAUCACUGUCCAUCUCACUCCCUUGGUGCCUCAUGGCAGUGGAUCCAAGGAUGUUAGUAAUGAUGAGUGUGGGCACUCUCAAUGGUAUAAGUUGAGUGCCCUUGUAUAGAGCCAUAACAGAGUCAUAAUGACGUAAGCUUUCAGAAGCAAAGAAUGGGCAGUAAGGAAGGAGAAAAGAAAAGUAUAAUAAAAUACCAAAAAAAAGGGUUAUAUAUGGGGCUAUGGUUGCCACCUUAUGAAGGAGCCAAAUCGGACAAAGAGGAUCGGAUCAGACUGAAUGUGUAGUGGGAUCCUGGCUUGAGUUCUCAGGUAUGUUUUGCUGAAGCUGCAAUUUAAUUCCGUCCAAGACAGGAAUGAAAGUAAAAACAAAACAUUUAUUAUACGGUCUGUAGUUUACAAAUUUCUGAGUUGAUUCUUUGGAGUAGAUUUCUAUUUUGUCCAACACUAUAAAACGAAUGACAGCAACUGAGCAGCACCUUCUACACACUCUCAAUUUUUAUUUCCAUGCAGUCAUUGGAAGUAAAAUUUGGGAGGGGUGCGUAAUAGGCUUCUGACUCAUUAGCAUCAGCUUUAUGCAGUUGGAGGAAGCCAUGGUCUACCACCUGCCUUUACUGUCAGUUGAGCUCAGCACAGACAAGAAACAGAGCCUUGGUAUACUGGUAAGGGACAAUCAUCCAGGCUCUGGUCUGCAAUCCAGCAACAUUACUGGAAAGCAUAUUUGAAGAGCUGUCAUGGGAGAGGUACAGGUUCUGGCGAAAAGUCAUCCAGCUGAAACCUUGACCCUGUUCCUCUCUCCUCAGAUGCCACCUGACCUGCUGAGUAUUUCCAGCAUCUUUUGGUUUUAUUUCAGAUAUCUAUCAUCUGCAGUUUUGUUGCUUUUCAGGGUACAGAAGGGUUGUUUAUGCCCAGGAACCCAUGCAGUCAGAGUCAGUGCCUUCAGAAGUAAAGAAAGGGUUAAAAAAUGGGAGAGGGGCAAAGAAAUGAGUUGUCCAGUUUAAUCCCAGAUAGGUGGCAACCAUGAUUGGGGCUAAAGAUUUGUGGAUCAGAGACUUGAAAUAUUUAGAAAAUAAGUCCUGUCAUUUAACUUUUAUUUUAACACUAGCGAUAACCCUAUAACAUAUUUUCUCUUAUGACUGGAUCAAUCAGCCAUAGCUUCAAGAAUGAAGCCUUGGCAACCAGUGAGUAGUCUAUAGCUGUUUUAAUAUUUAGGCAUGCUGUAUGUGUCCUGUGAUUAACAAAUAUGAAUAUAUCUAUAUACUAGUAUCUGUCCUAUUUCUUAGGGGGAAAAAAAAGACUGAAUUAGAUCUGGAGACAUUGUGAAUCUCUUUGUAGUUUCUUGGAUGUUUUUUGCUAAAACUCGUUUUAUUACAAUUAUACCAUGUGGUGUUGUAGACUUCUUAUACACUGCUUUCUACGUACAAUAUUCGUACAUUAGUCAAACAUGAAAGUGAUAGAUCCUUUCUUAUGAUGUUCAUGUUCUACUUUUGAGAUUUGCUUGCAAUUGCCGACAUCAGUAUAAUAGCCUGUAUAACAUUGAGUGAGUAUAUUGUGCUCUGUAUUUUUCUUCUGAACUAAAUUGCUGUAAUUCCAAUGUUACAAACUUGCUUUCCUUUUAAUUGCAUUGGAUUAUAUUAGUAAUGUUUUGCUCUAAAUUCAGUCUUUCCAAUAAAAUUAUUCCAUUUAAUCCAA
Messenger RNA from Pristis pectinata (smalltooth sawfish), 6402 nucleotides. Its product is annotated as protocadherin beta-15-like. The coding region runs from base 200 to 3319 and encodes 1039 amino acids. Gene Ontology annotation, molecular function: calcium ion binding. NCBI's taxonomy places the organism in Eukaryota, Metazoa, Chordata, Chondrichthyes, Rhinopristiformes, Pristidae. Gene Ontology annotation, biological process: homophilic cell-cell adhesion. The record is from RefSeq and is a predicted model, not a curated record. The transcript is spliced from 6 exons. Gene Ontology annotation, cellular component: plasma membrane.